Messenger RNA from Aspergillus nomiae NRRL 13137, 1125 nucleotides. RefSeq names its product putative O-methyltransferase. Gene Ontology annotation, molecular function: O-methyltransferase activity. The record is from RefSeq and is a predicted model, not a curated record. Bases 1 to 1125 code for a protein of 374 amino acids. The transcript has 5 exons. Lineage: Eukaryota; Fungi; Ascomycota; Eurotiomycetes; Eurotiales; Aspergillaceae.
AUGCGGUCUCAGAUCCUAGAAACCAUUGCUGCUCUAGAUGCAGUUAAACCAGAGGCAUAUAGCGGCAGCGAAGUGGAGCGCUUACAAGUGCGCGCUGCAGCACGGCGACUGCUUGCCCGAGUGGAAACACCCUAUGAGCGCGCCUGGGGCUUCUGCUUUGAACACCCUGUUGUCUUUGCCGCUCUGCAAACAUGCAUUAACGUGGGUCUUUGGAAGUCCUGGACAAACGCUGGAGGGGGUGAGAAGUCGAUCCACGAGUUGGUAGAGCUCACCACCCCCACCGUUGAUACAAACCUGCUGCGUCGGCUCUUCCGCUUGCUAGCAGCCUUCAACGUAGUUGAGGAAACCGCAGAAGACACAUUCAAACCGACUGCGUUCUCAUACGCUAUCGGUGACGAGAGCACCAAGGUUCGUGCCUCGCUUCAAGCAGCAACACAUCAAUAUAUUGCGGCCGGCCAUAACUUGCCGGCCUAUCUGGCCAAGAUCUCUUAUAAGGACCUACGGACUCCCGCGUAUUUCGAAGCUUUCACUGGCCAUAUGGAGGCCUGGACAGCAUGGAAGACCCCAUGGACUAAGGUUUACGACACCACCACCCUGCUCGAAGGUGCCAAGCUGGACGAUGGCUCUCCAUUCGUGGUUGAUCUUGGUGGAAACACUGGGACGGACAUUUCCCACGUUCUUGCCAAGCAUCCAGACAUCCCUGCUGGAUCGCUCGUUUUGCAAGAUCUUCCCGAGGUGAUUGCCAAUGUUCGGCUCGAUGAGAAGAUCACAGCUAUGGCUCAUGACUUUUUCUUACCGCAGCCUGUGACAGGGAGCCGUGCUUACUUUCUGCACGCCGUUCUCCAUGACUGGCCGGACGACAAAGCGAAGCAACUGCUCGUGAACACCAGAAACGCAAUGGUAAAGGGCUACUCCAAGCUCCUCAUCUACGACAUCGUUCUUCCGCCGAUAGGAGCAAGCCUCAGCCAAACCACAAUGGACGUGGAGAUGAUGUCGUUGCUGUCAGCUUCCGAGCGGACGCAAGGCGCGUGGGAGAAGCUGUUAACCGAUGCUGGCUUCAAAAUUAUCAACUUUUGGCCUGAUCCUCAGGAGUAUGAGAUGAUUGUCGAAGCCGAGGUCGCAUAA